This is a messenger RNA of Cynocephalus volans (Philippine flying lemur), 3324 nucleotides long. It is a transcript of the gene ZRANB3, whose product is annotated as zinc finger RANBP2-type containing 3. Gene Ontology annotation, molecular function: ATP-dependent chromatin remodeler activity; ATP binding; nucleic acid binding. Gene Ontology annotation, biological process: replication fork processing; DNA repair. NCBI's taxonomy places the organism in Eukaryota, Metazoa, Chordata, Mammalia, Dermoptera, Cynocephalidae. The transcript has 21 exons. The record is from RefSeq and is a predicted model, not a curated record. Bases 85 to 3324 code for a protein of 1079 amino acids.
CCAAACCUGUGGCGGGAGUUGGAGAUUCUGCAGCGAAUACACCAGGUUGGCAAUCUGGGAGUGGCGUGGCGUGGCAGGAUCAUCAUGCCUAGAGUUCGUACCAUAAAAAAGUCUCUUAUACCUCAGAUUUCUUGUUUAACAAGUGAAUCUUACAAACAGCUGGAUUUUUUGCCUGAAAAACUAAGAGCAAAGCUCCUUCCAUUCCAGAAAGAUGGCAUCAUUUUUGCCCUUAGGAAAGAUGGCAGGUGUAUGGUGGCUGAUGAAAUGGGUCUAGGAAAAACAAUCCAGGCAAUUGCCAUUGCUUACUUCUAUAAAGAGGAAUGGCCUCUUUUAAUAGUGGUCCCUUCAUCUCUGAGGUACCCUUGGACAGAAGAAAUAGAGAAGUGGAUUCCAGAGCUAAGUCCAGAAGAAAUCAGUGUCAUUCAGAAUAAAACCGAUGUUGGGAGAAUAUCGACCAGCAAAGUGACAGUUUUGGGUUAUGGUCUUUUAACCACAGAUGCAGAGACUUUGAUAGAUACACUAAAUAAUCAGAACUUUAAGGUGGUUAUAGUGGAUGAAUCACACUACAUGAAGUCCAGAAAUGCAACCCGCAGCAAGAUUUUAUUGCCAGUAGUACAGAAAGCCAGACGAGCCAUUCUUCUUACAGGAACUCCAGCUUUGGGAAGGCCUGAAGAGCUUUUCAUGCAGAUUGAAGCUCUCUUUCCACAAAAAUUUGGAACAUGGACUGACUAUGCCAAAAGAUACUGUAAUGCACAUAUCAGAUAUUUUGGUAAAAGACCUCAGUGGGAUUGUAGAGGGGCAUCAAAUCUGUAUGAACUUCACCAGCUAUUAAGUGACAUAAUGAUUAGAAGAUUAAAGACUGAAGUUUUAACACAGCUGCCCCCUAAAAUCAGACAGCGUAUUCCCUUUGAUCUUCCAUCAGCAGCAGCCAAGGAAUUAAAUACCAGCUUUGAAGAGUGGGAAAAAUUAAUGAGAGCUCCAAAUUCAGGUGCCACAGAGACUGUCAUGGGGUUGAUUACUCGCAUGUUUAAACAAACUGCAAUUGCCAAGGCAGGUGCUGUAAAAGAUUAUAUUAAGAUGAUGCUUCAGAAUGAUUCACUUAAAUUUCUGGUUUUUGCUCACCAUUUAAGCAUGCUCCAAGCUUGCACAGAAGCAGUCAUCGAAAACAAGACCCGUUACAUUAGGAUAGAUGGAAGUGUUCCAUCUGCAGAAAGAAUACAUCUGGUUAAUCAAUUUCAAAAGAAUCCUGAUAUUCGUGUGGCUAUCCUAAGCAUUCAGGCUGCUGGUCAGGGUUUAACAUUUACUGCUGCAAGUCAUGUUAUAUUUGCUGAGUUGUAUUGGGACCCUGGACAUAUAAAACAAGCAGAAGACCGUGCUCACCGAAUUGGACAGUGCAGUUCUGUGAAUAUUCACUAUCUUAUUGCAAAUGGGACUCUAGACACCCUUAUGUGGGGAAUGUUGAAUCGCAAGGCUCAGGUUACAGGGAGUACAUUGAAUGGUAGGAAGGAACAAAUUCAGGCUGAGGAAAGUGAUAAAGAAAAAUGGGACUUCCUUCAGUUUGCUGAAGCCUGGACUCCAAAUGACAGUUCUGAAGAGCUAAGGAAGGAAGUUUUGUUUACUCAUUUCGAAAAAGAAAAGCAGCAUGAUAUCCGAUCAUUCUUUUUACCAAAUCCUAAAAAAAGACAGUUGUCGACUUCCUGUGAUGAAUCAAGGAUAUUCCAGGAGAAAAAUACUGUAGCUGCAUCAGACCUUAGGAAAAUAGCUGCAAGAGAUAUCAUUGAUUCUGAAAGUGACUUUGAACCUGAAGCUAAGAGAUUGAAAUCAGUUACCACCAAUGACUGCUGCAGUCCCCCAAUGGAGACACCAUCCUGGCCCCGGCAAAGCGAAGCUCUGCUCAUGGAAGUUAUCCAUGAGGCCAAGUCCCAGUCAGCCACCCCAACCCUUCCUGAAAAGGGCUGGCAGUGUGGUUUCUGCACCUAUAUCAAUAAUGCAGUGUUACCAUAUUGUGAAAUGUGUGAGAAUCCUCGAGGCAGUGCUGUUCUACAAAUAGAUAGCCUCAACCAUAUCCAGUAUAAAAACAAAAAUGAGAAGGAUGAUUCUCAGAGAGACGGCUCCAAAAAAGUUCAAACUAGCUUGGACUAUGAAAAAGAAGUCCUUGCGCUGACAGAACCUGACCAGUUGGCUGUUAGCAAGGAAGAAAUAUCAAAAAUUGAGAGAGAAGAUGGACUUACACCCCAGCCAGAACAAUUGAAGAGUUCAGACACUUUACCAGUGUAUGAUACCUUAAUGUUUUGUGCAAGUAAGAAUACUGACCGGAUUCACCUCUAUACCAAGGAUGGAAAACAGAUGAACUAUAAUUUCAUUCCUUUGGAUAUAAAAUUAGACCUUUGGGAAGAUUUACCAGCAAGCUUUCAGCUGAAACAAAAUCGCUCACUGAUUUUGAGGUUUGUUCGAGAAUGGAGUAGUCUAACUACCAUGAAGCAAAGGAUAAUCAGGAAAAGUGGGCAGCUGUUCUGUAGCCCAGUUCUUGCUUUGGAAGAAAUCGCAAAGCAACAGACCAAACAAAAUAGUACCAAAAGACACAUAACCAAGGAGGAUGUUGCUGUAGCCUCAAUGGACAAGGUGAAGAGCAGCGGGGGCCAUGUCCGUCUGAUCACAAAGGAGUCCGGACCACAGGACCCUUCCACAAAAAAGUUUCUUGAAGAUGGAACCUGUGUCCCAUUUCUAAAUCCCAGCACAGCCCAAGUUGAUCUCACUGUGAAGCCUUCUACAUCCAAAGGCUAUUUGCAAGCUAUGGAUAGUGAAGGAAAUCCACUUUGCCUUCACUGUCAGCAUCCCACUUGCCAAACUAAGAAAGAGUGCAAAACGAAUGCUUGGGAUUCACGGUUUUGCUCUCUGAAAUGUCAGGAGGAGUUUUGGAUUCGAUCUAAUAAUAGGUACCUGCGAGCCAAAGUAUUCGAAACUGAACAUGGUGUGUGUCAGCUAUGUAAUGUGAAUGCACAAGAACUCUUUUUACGUCUGAGAGAUGCCCCUAAAAAUCAGAGGAAGAAUCUUCUGGAUACUACCUGGACUUCAAAGCUCCCAUUAAAACAGCUAAAUGAAAUGAUAAGAAACCCAGCGGAAGGACUUUUCUGGCAGGUGGAUCACAUCAAGCCAGUGUAUCAGGGAGGGGGACAGUGUUCCCUGGACAACCUGCAGACUCUUUGCACAGUCUGUCACAAAGAGAGAACUGCCAGACAAGCCAAGGAAAGAAGCCAGGUGAAAAGACAAUCUCUAGUAUCAAAGCAUGGAUCAGACAUCACACGAUUUUUGGUAAAGAAGUAA